Phalacrocorax carbo (great cormorant) is the source of this 2777-nucleotide messenger RNA. NCBI's taxonomy places the organism in Eukaryota, Metazoa, Chordata, Aves, Suliformes, Phalacrocoracidae. The record is from RefSeq and is a predicted model, not a curated record.
CCCCGCGCGGGGGGCUUGUCUCGGAGGCGUCCCAAGAUGGCGGCGGCCAUGCUGGGCCCCGGCGCUCGCAGCGCGCAGGCAGUGGCCCGGCCCCGCGGAGGAGGCGGCCGCCGGCGGUGCUAAAUCCCCGCUCCUCCCGCCCGCCUCAAACUCCACCUGGCGGCGGUUUCCCCUCGGGGGGCGGGGGGCGCCGCCUCCGGUGCGCCGCGGCCUAUCCCCGGGGCCUGCAACCGGGCCCUGAGGGCGCGGCGGCCGCCGCUAUGGAGGGCCCUGGCGCGGCGGCGGUGGGCGCCGGCCCCGGCGGUAGUAACGUACCCGCUUUCCUUACCAAGCUGUGGACUCUGGUGGAGGAUCCCGACACCGACUCGCUCAUCUGCUGGAGCCCGAGCGGGAGCAGCUUCCACGUGUUUGACCAAGGCCAAUUUGCCAAGGAGGUGCUUCCAAAGUACUUCAAACAUAACAACAUGGCCAGCUUUGUCCGGCAGCUCAAUAUGUAUGGCUUUCGAAAGGUUGUCCACAUUGAGCAGGGAGGAUUGGUGAAGCCAGAGAAAGACGAUACUGAAUUCCAGCACCCAUACUUCAUCCGAGGCCAGGAACACCUCCUGGAGAACAUCAAGAGGAAAGUAACCAGCGUAUCCGGUAUAAAGAAUGAGGAUAUAAAGGUUCGGCAAGACAAUGUAACCAAGCUACUGACCGACAUCCAGGUGAUGAAGGGAAAGCAGGAGAGCAUGGACUCCAAGCUGAUAGCCAUGAAGCACGAGAAUGAGGCGUUGUGGAGGGAAGUAGCCAGCUUGAGGCAGAAGCAUGCUCAGCAGCAGAAAGUUGUCAAUAAGCUUAUCCAGUUUUUGAUUUCAUUGGUGCAAUCCAACCGUAUUCUUGGGGUGAAGAGGAAGAUCCCCCUGAUGUUGAACGACAGCAGUUCAGCACAUUCCAUGCCGAAAUACAGUCGCCAGUACUCCCUGGAGCACGUCCACGGCUCAUCCCCGUACGCAGCUUCUUCCCCCGCAUAUAGUGGCUCCAACCUGUAUUCCCCGGAUUCUUCAGCCAACUCUGGUCCCAUUAUCUCCGACGUGACCGAGCUCGCGCAGUCCAGCCCUUCGGCAUCUCCCAGCGGCAGUCUCGAUGAAAGGAGUAGCCCUGUGGUCCGUAUCAAAGAAGAACCCCCCAGUCCCGCCUGCAGCCCCCAGAUAGAGGAGGCCAGCCCAGGGAACCCUCCCGCUGUCGAAACGCCUCUGUCCCCCUCCACGUUCAUCGACUCCAUCCUGCAGGAGAACGAGCCCAGCACUACGACCGCUGCAGCCGGCGACAGCACCACACAGCCUCAGCCCCAGGAAAAGUGCCUCAGCGUUGCCUGCCUCGACAAGAAUGAACUCAAUGACCAUCUGGACACCAUCGAUUCCAACCUGGACAACCUUCAGACGAUGCUGACCACGCACGGCUUCAGCGUAGACACGAGCGCACUGUUAGACCUGUUUAGCCCUUCAAUGACGGUUACAGACAUGAACCUUCCCGACCUGGACAGCAGCCUUGCCAGUAUUCAGGAUCUCCUUUCAUCCCAGGAACAGCAGAAACCUACUGAGACAGAGGCCAGCACAGCAGACACAGGAAAGCAGCUGGUGCACUACACAGCCCAGCCCCUCUUCCUGGUGGACUCGAGCGCUGUCGACAUGGGGAGCGGAGACCUGCCGAUAUUCUUCGAGCUGGGAGAAGGGCCGUAUUUCACGGACGGAGACGAGUACUCGGAAGAUCCCACCAUCUCCCUCUUGUCAGGGACUGAGCAGUCCAAACCCAAGGACCCUGCGAUAUCCUAAGGCCCAGGGCAGGGUGAAAGAGAGGAAGAGAAAGGAUACGCACUAAAGGGAAAUCCAGCCGUCAGCCUCCUCGCUUUGCACAGACAUUGAAAGCUCUACACACCCUCUGGUUCAUGUUUGCUUCCCCCGGCACUGUGAGGAUUUCAUUUGUGUGUGUGCUUAAUGAGGUGUUUUGAAAUCUGCUUUAGAUUCUAGCCACCCAGCGCUCCUCCAGUUUGGGCGGCCGCCGGGGAGCCGAGCCGCGCAGGAGCCCCCCCGCCGCGGCGCGGUCGUCGCCCGACCCGCCGCGGAGGCUUGGACGGACGCGGCCGCGGCUCCGGCGCGCGGGCAGGAGAGCCCGGCUGGGCGCAGAACGGCCGGCCGCUACGUGACACUUGCGUUUCGCCUCGUGGCCCGGCCGAGGGCGGCAGCCGCGACCCCCGCCCCCCCCCACCCCCCCGCAAGGCACCGGCGGGGGCACGGCCGUGGGGUGCGCCUGCCGGCCGGGAAGCGGGGCGCUCGCCAGGCGUGCAGGCGGGGUUGCUUUUCUGAGGACGGGAGUUGCCCCUCCGCGCCUGUCCCCUUCCCUCCUCGCCCCCGGAGAGGCGGAUGCGAUGGUUUUUAAAAGAGAAAUAAAAGUUUGCCGAUCUGGCGCCGGUGGGUUGGAUCCCGUUGUGGUCUCUGCCUUGCGGUCUGACCCCCGAGGGUCUCCGUGCGUGCGUGCGCCCCGGGGCGCCCCGGAGCCCGGCUUUAUCUUCUCUUUUUAUUUCCUCUUGCUCUGUGUGUUUCUUUUCAUUUGUUCCUUUGGUUUUUGUUUUCCUUUUGCUUAGCAGUAAAAAUUUGUACAUUUACACUUCAGAUUGUUAAUAGUAAAAACUGUAUUUUGAAUUUUUACAUGAGAGAAGAAGAACCCACUUCUAUCUAUAUAUAUAUAAAUAUCUCUCUAUAUAUAUACAUACAAAUAUAUAUAAAACAAACGGUCUGUCA